Molecule: messenger RNA, 818 nt
Organism: Prorocentrum cordatum
Lineage: Eukaryota; Dinophyceae; Prorocentrales; Prorocentraceae
Source: the annotation of a GenBank genome assembly
GUUGCGUUGGGCAGCAAUGGCAAGUAUCUGGUCGGGAGUAUCUGCUCGGGCUACGACGCCCCAUGGCUGGCGCUGGAGUCCUUGAGGAUCGCGCCGCAGUUCGAGAACGCAUUCGCAUGUGAUGUUGACGGAUUAUGCCGCCUGGUUCUCGAGAAGAACCACCGCGGCCUUCGCCGCGGCAACGUCUUCGGCGACAUCAAGGGCAUCAACAUGCAGCAGCUCGCUAAGGCCAUCACCGCCGAUGACCAGCUCUUCUUGUUGACGGCAGGUUUCCCGUGCCAGCCCUUCUCGAUGGAAGGCUAUGGUUUGGGUGCAGACGAUCAUCGUUCCAUUGCCGAGUACGUGGUGGCUGGGAUCAAGGCGCUGUUGCCCGAAGGGUUUUUGUUAGAGAACGUCGAAGGGCUGCUCACCAGCCACGCGCACACAUUCCACAAGAUCUUGUCCGCCCUCCAGGAGAUCAAGGGCAAAGGGUCCAAGGGCUACAACUUGUACUACAAGGUUCUAGACUCCCAGACUACAUCUGGCCUUCCCCACUCCCGGCGCCGGCUUUUCAUAGUCGGCAUAUGGAAAUCGCUGGAGGAGCAAUUCGGCUGCUUCACGUGGCCCGCCGACGCCCUCGCCGUGGAUCCCCUGGACAAGUACCUCGAUGCCGACAACAAAGGCACCGCCCUCCCGGAAUCCAGGACCGCCCUCGCCAACUACACGAAGUGCCUGGAGAAGAUCGGCGGCCCGAACGCAGCGAGCAAGUUGAAUAGAGGAAACUACGUUGGCGACCUCAUGAUGGGCCUCACUCGGAGGGUGAACCUGAUGAAGAACGC